AGACCUCUAGUUUCAGUUUGUAGAACUUUGGUCUGUUCUGAGUGUGUCUAUCGUCAAUAAGUUCUGAAGUUUGUUUUGUACAAAUGUGUGUUGUUACGAAUUGUGGUCAUUGUAGUGGAGUGAAAAUGAAGCCGUUGCGGGUAACUAGUUUUGUUCGGAUUAAUCAUGAGUUUUGAUACUGAAUGGGCUGCAGAGAAGUAUUACAGCCCUCUUGAACCACCAGAACACUGGAAACUGCGCAGGAAAUUCCUAGAAGCCAAUAAAGAUAAAUAUCCAGAGCAGAAAUUAAUUUCUUUAGCUGCAGCGUUCAUUGAUAUCGAAGUUCUGGGUUGCUCGUACAACACAGAACUUACGCAGAUUGUUGAUGAACUUUCAAAAGGUUUUACGGAAGAAUAUCGUGAACAAAAAAAAAUGAAACUGCACAGUGUACAUGUAUCGGCGUCUGAUGCUGCAGCCAGUAAAGUUAAAGGCCAGGCAGAAGCUACCAUAACAAGUGAGCCAAAUGUAGCUGGUGCAUCUAUUUCAAGCAAGAUCCCCCUCAUAGAUAUUGCUGAUGAUGAUGAUGAUGAUGAUGAUGAUGAUGAUGAAGAAGAUGAACCAGCAACGGAUCCUGAAAAUGAACCAGCAACGGAUCCUGAAAAUGAACCAGCAACGGAUCCUGAAAAUGAACCAGCAACGGAUCCUGAAAAUGAACCAACAACGGAUCCUGAAAAUGAACCAACAAUGGAUCCUGGAUAUGGACCAGCAACGGAUCUUAGAUAUGGACCAGCAACGGAUCUUAGAUAUGGACCAGCAGUGGAUCCUAGAUAUGGACCAGCAGUGGAUCCUAGAUAUGGACCAGCAGUGGAUCCCAGAUAUGGACCAGCAGUAGAUCCCAGAUAUGGACUAGCACUGGAUCCUAGAUAUGGACUGGCAGUGGAUCCUAGAUAUGGACUAGCAGUGGAUCCUAGAUAUAGACCGGCAGUGGAUCCUAGAUAUGGACCGGCAGUGGAUCCUAGAUGUGAACCGACAGUGGAUCCUAGAUGUGAAUUGACAGUGGAUACCGGAUAUGGACUAGAAGUGGAUCCUAGAUAUGGACUAGAAGUGGAUCCUAGAUAUGGACUAGAAGUGGAUCCUAGAUAUGGACUAGAAGUGGAUCCUAGAUAUGGACUAGAAGUGGAUCCUAGAUAUGGACUAGCAGUGGAUCCUAGAUAUGGACUAGCAGUGGAUCGUAGAUAUGGACUAGCAGUGGAUCGUAGAUAUGGACUAGCAGUGGAUCGUAGAUAUGGACCAGCAGUGGAUCGUAGAUAUGGACCAGCAGUGGAUCAUAGAUAUGGACCAGCAGUGGAUCAUAGAUAUGGAACAGCAACAGAUCGUAGAUAUGGACCAGCAACAGAUCGUAGAUAUGGACCAGCAACAGAUCGUAGAUAUGGACCAGCAACAGAUCGUAGAUAUGGACCAGCAACACAUCCUGGAUGUGUACCAGCAUCGCAUCCUGGAUGUGUACCAGCAUCGCAUCCUGGAUAUGUACCAGCAUCGCAUCCUGGAUGUGUACCAGCAUCGCAUCCUGGAUGUGUACCAGCAUCGCAUCCUGCAUGUGUACCAGCAACGCAUCCUGCAUGUGUACCAGCAACGGGUCCUGGAUGUGUACCAGCAACGGGUCCUGGAUGUGUACCAGCAACGGGUCCUGGAUGUGUACCAGCAACGGGUCCUGGAUGUGUACCAGCAACGGGUCCUGGAUGUGUACCAGCAACGGGUCCUGGAUGUGUACCAGCAACGGGUCCUGGAUAUGGACCAGCAAUGGAUCCAGGAUAUGUGGAUGAUGAUGAUGAUGUAAUUGAAUUAAGUGAUGACUCAUGUGAGUCGGAAGAAGAAUUUUACACUGAACAAGGAAAUAAUAAUAUGAAAAGAAGAAGACAAAAACUAAAAAAAGUGAAAAAAGUUAAAGGUCAAAUGUAUGUAUCUCGAGAUCUGAGAUCAACCGAUAUACCAAGAGAAUGCUGGACAACCUAUGGAUAUCUGGUGCUCAUUGAAGAUGCUGAUACACACGUAGCUGCACAGCAAAUCAUAGAACGUUCAGCAAGUUUGUGCCGUGCAAAGCUUUUUGUUGAGGAAAAAAAACAUACUCAUGUGGAGUUCGGACAAGCCAUACUCAUAUCGCUUUUUAAACUUUACAUUCGAGGGUUUGAGAUAUCUGUGGAAGCAGAUGCGGUGAGAAAGAAAGCCCGAGAGAAGACUUACCUAAAAGCUCUGGAAAAGCUUCAGGAACAAUGCUUUACAAUCAAGAUAAAACGUCGGCGUUAUGACCAAAUUGUUGGGAGAAACUUUGGUGAACCAGAAGUUUCGGAGGUAGAAGAACCACAGAAUAGAGGACCUGUUACACCUGCUGUUGGGGGUGUAGCUUUGAGAAUGAUGGAAAAUAUGGGCUGGACAGGUGGCGGCCUCGGCAAAGCACAGCAGGGAAUAGUAGAGCCAAUAAGUUUGACAGCCAAAAUGAACAGAAGUGGCUUUGGUAGUCAAUUUAAGGAAGGGAAGAAAGAAAGUGCUGCGGGAACCUCAUUCGAAAAUAAAGCACUCGUAUUUCUCGAAUCAUAUGCAAGGAGUAGCUCUGAACAAGAUCUCGUGUUCACGGCAGAGUUUACAAGUGAGGAAAGGAGUAUUCUUCACAACCUUGCUGCCAAAUUUGACCUGAAGUCAAAGAGCUAUGGCAAGCAGGAGCAACGGCAUUUAGUGAUUUCGAGAAAAGUGGAACCUUUCCGCAUUGUGAAAGCCCUUCUAACACCAGGCUACACCAGUGAAAAAUAUGAACUUGUGAGGCCAAAAGGUCGAAAAAAGCCCACAGUAUCGGAUGAAAACACUUAAAUAUUUAAACACUAAAAUUAUUAAGUUACACAUUUUCUUGAACAUUUGAAGAAACUUUUAUAACUUAAGCCUUCAGGCAUGUAGUUACACUAUUUAAGAAUCCUCAUGCUAGCAGUGUCUGGUACCAAAAUCAGUAUUUUGUAUGUUUUAUUAGACAAUAGGCAGAACUCUGUAGUAACAAUGUAAUGUAAAACUUAAAACUUGAAUAAAGUAAACAUGCACAAAAUU
This is a messenger RNA of Schistocerca nitens (vagrant locust), 3069 nucleotides long. RefSeq lists its product as uncharacterized. NCBI's taxonomy places the organism in Eukaryota, Metazoa, Arthropoda, Insecta, Orthoptera, Acrididae. The transcript has 9 exons. The record is from RefSeq and is a predicted model, not a curated record. Gene Ontology annotation, molecular function: nucleic acid binding. Bases 166 to 2841 code for a protein of 891 amino acids.